GCAGGAUGGGGGCUUCCACCAAGUGUUUCUUUAGAGGGUCUGAAAAGCCUUGCAGUCUCAUUCCCAAGUAACUCGGACCCUGCUUUCUAGAUACAACUGAGAGCUUCAUCAGAAACAAAGCAAAGAUGCCAGAGCCUGUAAAGAAAGCAGUUUCUGCAUUUACCAAGAAGCCAAAGACAUCAGAGGUGACAGCCGGAAGCACAGCUGUGUUUGAAGCAGAGACAGAAAAAGCUGGCAUCAAGGUGAAGUGGCAGCGAGCUGGCACAGAAAUUACUGAAAGCGAGAAAUAUGUCAUCAAGGCAGAAGGAAAUAAGCAUUCACUGACAAUCAAUAAUGUAGGAAAAGAAGAUGAUGUGACAUAUGCUGUAAUAGCUGGAAGUUCCAAGGUCAAAUUCGAACUCAAGGUCAAGGAAGCAGAUGCUCCAGCCCCAGCUGCCUCAGAGUCGCCUGCUCCACCAGUAGAAAGCAGCCAAAACACAGAAGUUGCAUCUGCUGAGACUCAAGCAGAACCACCUCUGGACCCUAUUGGGCUCUUUGUGACACGACCUCAGGAUGGAGAAGUUACUGUUGGUGGAAACAUCACGUUCACUGCCAAAGUGGCAGGUGAGAGCCUGCUGAAGAAACCAUCAGUGAAAUGGUUCAAAGGAAAGUGGAUGGAUCUGGGAAGCAAAGUGGGGAAACAUCUCCAGCUACAUGACAAUUAUGAUCGAAAUAAAAAGGUGUACACGUUUGAAAUGGAAAUCAUAGAAGCAAACAUGACUUUUGCAGGAGGGUACAGAUGUGAGGUGUCUACCAAGGACAAGUUUGAUAGUUCUAAUUUCAACCUGACAGUCAAUGAAGCACCAGUAACUGGAGACUUGGAUAUUCGUGCUGCCUUCCGACGCACGAGCUUGGCAGGAGGGGGGAGACGGAUGACUUCAGCCUUUCUCAGUACUGAAGGACAUGAAGAAGGCGGAGAGUUUAAUUUUAGUGCCCUACUGAAAAAGAGAGACAGCUUCUUGCGCUCGGUAAAUCGAGCUGAAGCAAAAUCUGAACCACAAUCUGAUGUUGAUGUCUGGGAAAUUCUGAGGAAAGCUCCUCCUUCUGAAUACGAGAAAAUUGCUUUUCAGUAUGGUAUCACAGAUUUGCGUGGGAUGCUGAAACGCCUCAAACGCAUAAAGAAGGAAGAGAAAAAAAGUACAGCAUUCCUCAAGAAACUGGAUCCAGCUUACCAAGUGGACAAAGGGCAAAAGAUUAAAUUAACAGUUGAAGUUGCCAAUCCAGAUGCUGAUGUGAAAUGGCGGAAGAAUGGUCAGGAAAUCCAAGUGAGCGGCAGCAAAUAUAUUUUUGAGGCUGUUGGGAAUAAGAGAAUACUGACCAUAAACCAUUGCUCUCUGGCCGAUGAUGCAGCCUAUGAAUGUGUGGUAGGGGAGGAGAAGAGCUUCACAGAAUUAUUUGUAAAAGAACCUCCAAUCCUCAUCACUCACCCACUAGAGGACCAGAUGGUGAUGGUUGGAGAGAGAGUGGAGUUUGAGUGUGAAGUGUCUGAGGAAGGAGCUACUGUGAAAUGGGAAAAGGAUGGAAUUGAGCUGACACGAGAAGAAACAUUCAAGUAUCGAUUCAAGAAAGAUGGAAAAAAGCAGUAUCUGAUUAUUAAUGAGUCAACCAAGGAGGAUAGUGGACACUACACCGUGAAGACCAAUGGUGGGGUAUCAGUCGCUGAACUGAUUGUACAAGAGAAAAAGCUGGAAGUUUAUCAGAGCAUUGCGGACCUGACAGUGAAGGCACGCGACCAGGCAGUCUUCAAGUGUGAAGUUUCCGAUGAAAAUGUGAAAGGAAUCUGGUUGAAAAAUGGAGAGGAGGUUGUCCCAGAUGAAAGGAUAAAGAUCUCCCACAUUGGCAGAAUCCAUAAGCUAACUAUUGAGGACGUAACACCAGGUGACGAGGCUGAUUAUUCCUUCAUCCCUCAAGGAUUUGCUUAUAACCUUUCUGCCAAGCUUCAGUUUUUGGAGGUCAAGAUUGAUUUUGUACCAAGAGAAGAACCUCCCAAAAUCCACCUUGACUGCCUGGGCCAAUCCCCUGACACUAUUGUCGUAGUGGCUGGGAACAAACUGAGGCUGGAUGUUCCCAUAUCGGGGGAUCCAACACCCACUGUCAUCUGGCAGAAAGUAAACAAGAAAAGCGACCUUGUUCGAAGCAAUGAUAAUUCCAUGACUCCCUCAGAAAACAGCAGUGAUUUAAAUACUGAUAACAAGCUUCUGUUUGAAUCUGAAGGCAGAGUUCGUGUGGAGAUGCACGAAGACCACUGUGUCUUCAUCAUUGAAGGAGCAGAAAAGGAGGAUGAGGGAGUAUACAGAGUUAUAGUUAAGAAUCCAGUGGGAGAAGAUACGGCUGAUAUCACAGUCAAAGUUAUCGAUGUUCCUGACCCUCCAGAAGCUCCCAAGAUCAGCAACAUUGGAGAAGAUUACUGUACUGUGCAGUGGCAACCCCCUAAAUAUGAUGGUGGGCAGCCAGUACUUGGCUAUAUUUUAGAGAGAAAGAAGAAGAAAAGCUAUCGAUGGAUGAGGCUGAACUUUGACCUUUUAAAAGAGCUAACCUAUGAAGCCAAGCGAAUGAUUGAAGGAGUAGUUUAUGAGAUGCGGAUUUAUGCUGUGAAUUCUAUUGGCAUGUCCCGGCCAAGCCCUGCCUCGCAACCCUUCAUGCCAAUUGCUCCUCCAAGUGAACCAACCCACUUUACAGUGGAAGAUGUUUCUGACAGCACUGUUGCCUUGAAGUGGAGACCUCCUGAGCGGAUUGGAGCUGGGGGAUUAGAUGGUUAUAUUGUGGAAUACUGCAAAGAUGGAUCUACAGAAUGGAUUCCAGCUCUUCCUGGCCUAACUGAGCGCACAUCUGCACUCAUUAAAGACUUGGUCACAGGGGACAAACUUCAUUUCCGUAUAAAGGCUAUAAACUUGGCUGGUGAGAGCGGAGCAGCAGUAAUCAAAGAGCCCGUUACUGUUCAAGAGAUCCUGCAGCGUCCCAAAAUCUGGUUGCCACGCCAUCUCAGACAGACUCUGGUGAAGAAAGUGGGUGAGACAAUCAAUAUUGUGAUCCCUUUUCAGGGUAAACCAAGACCCAAAAUAAUUUGGAUGAAAGAUGGUCAAAAUCUAGACUCCAAAGACGUGGGAAUUCGGAACAGCAACACAGACACAAUCCUCUUCAUCAGAAAGGCAGAGCUUCAUCACUCAGGAGCAUAUGAAGUCACUCUUCAGAUAGAAAACAUGACUGAUAAAGUUGCAAUAACAAUGCAAAUCAUAGGUAAGAACCUGACACCAUCAAAAUUAAGCAUAUCAUACAAAACAAAAUAGUGGCCAUCCUGAGGCAAUCCGAAUAUCCAACUACCUCAGAACCCCUUCUGUGGCAACAGUUGAUAGCAGAUGACAAUGACAGAGCUCAGAGGAGGGCUAGCAAGUCAAUUUUCCCAGCUUGAAAUGAUCUGUGUCCUAGAGAUUUUUGGAGGGAGAGGGAUUAUCUGUGUGUCUCAA
Messenger RNA from Cariama cristata (Red-legged seriema), 3503 nucleotides. RefSeq names its product myosin binding protein C, cardiac (gene MYBPC3). Gene Ontology annotation, molecular function: myosin heavy chain binding. The record is from RefSeq and is a predicted model, not a curated record. Lineage: Eukaryota; Metazoa; Chordata; Aves; Cariamiformes; Cariamidae. The coding region runs from base 126 to 3326 and encodes 1066 amino acids. The transcript is spliced from 29 exons.